This is a messenger RNA of Wasmannia auropunctata (little fire ant), 1115 nucleotides long. RefSeq names its product nurim homolog. The coding region runs from base 244 to 996 and encodes 250 amino acids. Gene Ontology annotation, cellular component: nuclear membrane. The transcript is spliced from 3 exons. The record is from RefSeq and is a predicted model, not a curated record. NCBI's taxonomy places the organism in Eukaryota, Metazoa, Arthropoda, Insecta, Hymenoptera, Formicidae.
AAAUUAAGAAACUAGGCCAGUGAACUAGGCUUAAAACAUAUGUGUGAUGUGCGUGAUAUGCUAUUUUUAGCUAGUGUUUACAUUGUUUACAAAAUCGCUAAAUUAGCGUAAUUAUUUAUUUAUUUAUAAGUAAAUGUAUGUCACGUUUAUGAAACGUGCGCUUUUUUGUAACGGAGUACCUAUUACAACGAAAUACAAAAAUACGCUCUUCAUAUCGUGAUUUGCAUGCGAACUAACUAGUUUAUGUCGUUUAUCUCCUCAAAAAUGAUCUCGAAUGUGUUGAGCGUGAUCAUAGGAGCUUCCAGUUUUGUGUAUACUUGCUACAUCUUGUGCAGACUUACGUAUUUCUUAUCAAAUCACGACGAUAACGAAAAUUUACACAUAGCGUCAGAUGAAAAUACAACCGACUCUACCUUAUGGUCUCUUCUGAUAGAUAUGUUACUUAUUACAAUCUUCGUUUUUCAACAUUCUAUCAUGGCCAAUGAAUUCACCAAGAAUACCUUCUGUAGACUACGUGUCGAACAUCUUAGCAGGAGUAUCUAUAAUGCCUGCAGCUCGGCAAGUCUUCAUUUCCUGAUUAAUAAAUGGCAGCAGACUCCAGCUGCAACAGUCUGGAAGUUUGACACUUCCAACCAGGCAAUCUGGAUGAUAUUUUCCAGCCUCCAUGUAUUCGCUUGGAGUAUUAUUUACAGUGGAUGCAUUAUGAUGGAUAUUGCUGAGCUUUGUGGGCUUAAGCAGAUAUGGUACAGAGUGUCUAAAAGAAAUAGCCCAUUAGAUACAAAAUCUAAAGAGUUGCGCAGAUAUAUGAAACACUUGAGACAUCCUAGUUUUACUGGAUUUCUUGUUAUUUUAUGGGUCUAUCCUAUUAUGAGUGCGGAUCGAGUAUUAUUGAGCACCAUAUUGACGAUAUAUAUGGCGUUAUUAUGGACAAUAGAUUCCGAAGACUAUAAUUAUCACGUCAGAUAUUUUAGACAGAAGCAAAUAGAAUUGUCUUAAUUGUAUUUAUCAUUUUUCUUCAUCUUUUAUGUUUUCAACAAUUCUCUCCUGAUUCUCAUUAAUUUUGUAUUACUUAACAAAUUAACAUAAAUUAAUAAAUAUUAGAUACAUUAUAUAUA